Messenger RNA from Cetraspora pellucida, 775 nucleotides. NCBI's taxonomy places the organism in Eukaryota, Fungi, Glomeromycota, Glomeromycetes, Diversisporales, Gigasporaceae. The record is from the annotation of a GenBank genome assembly.
CUUAAAAAUGGAUUUAAAAAUGGAUUCUACGAUUACUUUGAAUGAUGGAAAUAAAAUUCCGAUGAUAGGAUAUAGGCAUUUCGACACAGCAGCUAUUUAUGGUAACGAAAAAGAUGUUGGAAUUGCUAUUGCAAAUAGUGGAAUCCCUCGAGAAGAGAUUUUUAUAACCACAAAAGUUUGGAAUACUGAUCAGGGCUAUGAGUCGACUCUUAAAGCUGCAGAAAAAUCAUUGGAAAAUCUUCAAACUGAUUAUAUUGAUUUGCUAAUUUUGCAUUCUCCUUUGCCCGGUCCUAAAAAACGAGCGGAAAGUUAUAAAGCAUUACAGGAAUUGGUUAAGCGAAAAUUAGUAAAAAGUAUUGGAGUUUCGAAUUAUGGAGUAAAACAUUUGAAAGAAUUAUUAGAUAGUAAUCCAGAGAUUAAACCUACAUUAAAUCAGAUUGAGAUUCAUCCAUGGUUAACUCGAAGUGAUAUUGUAUCCUUUUGCAAUGAGCACAAUAUUGUUGUUGAAGCUUAUUGUCCACUUACCAGAGGACAAAAACUCAAUGAUCCUACUCUUGUUCGCAUUGCUAAGGAAUACGGAAAAACACCAGCACAAAUUUUGGUUCGAUGGGGCCUUCAACAUAAUUUUGUGACAUUACCAAAAAGUGUCAAUAAGGAACGUAUCAUUGAGAAUGCAAAUGUUUACGAUUUUGAAAUCAAGAAAGAGGAUAUGGAAACCCUUGAUAGUCUGGAUGAAUACCUUGUUGUUUCCUGGGACCCUACUGUAGCUGAUUGA